Messenger RNA from Metarhizium brunneum ARSEF 3297, 1788 nucleotides. RefSeq names its product Methylenetetrahydrofolate reductase 1 (gene met9). Gene Ontology annotation, molecular function: methylenetetrahydrofolate reductase [NAD(P)H] activity; FAD binding. Gene Ontology annotation, cellular component: cytosol. NCBI's taxonomy places the organism in Eukaryota, Fungi, Ascomycota, Sordariomycetes, Hypocreales, Clavicipitaceae. Gene Ontology annotation, biological process: tetrahydrofolate interconversion. The record is from RefSeq and is a predicted model, not a curated record.
AUGCAUAUCAAGGAUAUGCUAGCCGAAGCCGAGAAGGGCGGCCAGCCGUCCUUCUCCUUCGAGUAUUUCCCCCCCAAAACUGCUCAAGGUGUCCAGAAUCUUUACGACCGAAUCGACCGCAUGUAUAACUUUGGACCCAAGUUUAUAGACAUUACUUGGGGAGCUGGAGGCCGUAUUGCCGAGCUUACCUGCGAGAUGGUUCUUCAAGCCCAGUCAGUCUACGGCCUCGAGACUUGCAUGCACUUGACUUGCACCGACAUGGGACUGGACAAGGUCAACGCUGCUCUCCAAAAGGCGUACAAGGCUGGUUGCACCAACAUCCUUGCCCUCCGCGGCGACCCCCCUCGAGCCCAAGAGAAAUGGACUGCUGCCGAAGGCGGAUUCCAUUAUGCCCGCGAUCUUGUCAAGCACAUUCGAGCUACCUACGGCGACCACUUCGACAUUGGCGUUGCUGGCUAUCCCGAAGGCUGCGAUGACAACAAGGAUGAAGAACAACUGCUCGACCAUCUGAAAGAAAAGGUGGACAUGGGAGCAUCAUUCAUCGUGACCCAGAUGUUCUACGAUGCCGACAAUUUUGUUCGCUGGGUUGGCAAGGUUCGCGAGCGUGGAAUCAACAUCCCUAUUCUUCCUGGUAUCAUGCCCAUUGCUACCUAUGCCAGCUUUCUGCGGAGGGCCAAGCACAUGCAGUGCAAAGUCCCCGACCACUGGAUGACGGCUUUGGAGCCAGUAAAGAAUGACGACGUUGCUGUCCGUGAGAUUGGAAAGACUCUGGUUGCCGAGAUGUGCCGCAAGCUGCUGGCCAAUGGCAUUUAUCACCUGCACUUUUACACCAUGAACUUGGCCCAAGCUACGCGCAUGCUGCUCGAGGAAUUGACUUGGGCACCAUGUGCCGAGCGGCCCCUUCAGCAGGCUCUUCCCUGGAAGCAGUCCAAGGCCCUCGGACGACGAGAUGAAGAUGUGCGACCUAUAUUCUGGCGCAACCGCAACAAGUCCUAUGUUCUCCGCACGCAGGACUGGGACGAAUUUCCCAACGGUCGAUGGGGUGAUUCUCGGUCCCCUGCUUUCGGAGAGUUGGAUGCCUACGGUAUCGGCCUGACCGGCACCAACGAGGCCAACCGCAAGAAAUGGGGAGAGCCAACCACUGUCCAAGACAUUGCCGGCAUUUUCGUCAAGUAUCUCAACCGAGAAAUGGAGUCGCUCCCUUGGAGUGAGGCUCCUCUUACUGGUGAAGCCAAUGCCAUCAAGGACAAUCUUAUCCAACUCAACAAGCGUGGCCUUCUAACUAUCAACUCGCAGCCUGCGGUUGACGGCGUCAAGUCAUCGCACCCCAUCCACGGCUGGGGUCCUUCUAACGGCUACGUUUACCAAAAGGCAUACCUUGAGCUUCUUGUCCCUGCCUCCAUCUUCACCGAGAUGGUUAAGCGUGUCGAGGAUAAACCAACCCUGACCUACUACGCUGUCACCAAGGAUGGUGAACUCAAGACGAACGCUCCAUCAGAUGGACCCAACGCUGUAACCUGGGGUGUCUUCCCCGGCAAGGAAAUUGUCCAGCCCACUAUUGUGGAGAGCAUCAGCUUCCUCGCGUGGAGAGAUGAGGCAUUUAGACUGGGCACGGAUUGGGCCCACUGCUUUGAGUCCGAGACGCCUAGCCGAGUUCUCCUUGAUCAAAUCAUGAACGAGUGGUAUUUGGUCAAUGUUGUCAACAAUGACUUCCACGAGAACCAAACCAUCUUUGAUCUCUUUGAGGGACUUGAAGUCAAGGGACUCGACACUCCUGUGGCCGUAUAA